UUCUUUUUCUGUGCAACUCGUCGAUAUAACAAUAUUUCGAUAUGGGACGUGUUAUCAGAGCACAACGUAAGGGUGCUGGAUCUAUCUUUAGAUCACACACCAAGAAACGCAAGGGAGCACCUAAACUUCGUCCAUUGGAUUAUGCAGAACGUUCAGGAUAUUUGAAGGGUGUUAUUAAAGAAAUAAUCCACGAUCCCGGUCGUGGUGCACCUUUAGCUGUCGUUCAUUUCCGCGAUCCUUAUCGCUACAAAGUCCGCAAGGAGUUAUUCAUUGCUGUUGAAGGAAUGUAUACUGGUCAAUUUGUAUACUGUGGAAAGAAAGCUCAACUUACAGUUGGCAAUGUGUUACCUUUAGGACUUAUGCCUGAAGGAACAAUCGUUUGUAACGUUGAAGAAAAAACCGGAGAUCGUGGAAAGAUUGCACGUACCUCUGGCAACUAUGCUGCAGUUAUUGCUCACAAUCCAGAUACCAAGCGUACUCGUGUUAAGCUUCCAUCAGGUGCAAAAAAAGUUCUUUCUUCAUCGAAUCGCGCCAUGGUUGGAAUUGUUGCUGGAGGUGGACGAAUUGACAAGCCUAUCCUGAAGGCAGGACGUGCUUAUCACAAAUACAAGGUGAAACGUAAUUCAUGGCCAAAGGUUCGUGGUGUGGCUAUGAAUCCAGUUGAACAUCCCCAUGGUGGUGGUAACCAUCAGCAUAUUGGUAAGGCUUCUACAGUCAUGCGUGGAACUCCCGCUGGUCGUAAAGUCGGUCUCAUUGCUGCUCGUCGUACCGGUCGUAUUCGUGGUGGCAAGGGAGAUGAAGGAAAAGGCAAAGAGAAAGAAAAGAACAUGCAACAUUCUGCAGACAUUUUUUUUGUUAACAAAUAUCAAAAGUUAAUGUGCAUAAAAUACAAAAAAAAAGGCAAAAUGCCCAUCAAUCAAGAUUUGAAGCCUCCAAAACUUGAUUUAUCAGCCCCACCGGCUUACAGUCGCGUCGACAAUCAUCCGCAAACAGUUCAAUUGCCCCCAAUAAUUGAAAGUGACGCAAAUCCUCAUGGAAAACUACCAACAUAUGAAGAAGUUCAAAUGGAGAAAAUUCUGAAUGACGAAUUGCCAAUCCCUCAAAUGCUAAAUCCUCCGCCCCCACCUCCAAUCCAUCAUUCAAUGCGAGCACCUUUACCAAUCCAGCAAAAUGAUAUGGCAUUUAUUGCGAUUGAAUCAGGAGACGGAGAGAUCAGUAGUGACAAUGGGCUUUUGGGGACAGACAUUGUAUUCGUAACAGCUUUCUUUGUGAGUUUCAUUUUUAACUGGGUUGGCUUCUUGAUGUUAACCUGCUUUUGUCACACAAUCGCUGGCCGAUAUGGAGCACUAUCUGGUUUUGGACUGUCGCUUGCAAAAUGGACAUUAAUUGUCAAACAUUCAACAGAUUUUGCGCACACCAGCAAUGACUGGCUGUGGUUUCUUAUUAUGACGUUUGGUAUUUUAAUUUGCAUUCGCGCGCUGCUACAAUAUCUGAGCAUUAAGAAGACAUGGAGGAUGCUUUCUUCGUCUGCCCAACAAAGACUUUUAUUUUUUUAUUAAACAAAACUACUUAUUUUUAACCGUAGCAUUCUUCAAAUGAAAAAAACUGGAAAGAAAGUUUCACAAAGCAUCAUAUUAAUUAAUGGACCACAAUAAUUAAAUUUGAGGAAAUGCAGAAAAAUCUAAAUAGUUAUAUACAGACUUCAUAGAUUUGUAUAUUUUUUUACUUCUCAGUUAGAAUAUUUCAAAAUAGUGUGUAGAUGAGAGAAAGAACAGAGUUUUUCGUCCAUUUAAGACAUUUAUGAUAUUUCUCAUCAAAGCCAAUUUUCUCUGUAGUUCUAAUUGUCAAGAACAACUUUUGAAGAAAGUGAAGAAAUAAAUUUUAGUUCCUAUUAUGAUUUAUAUUUUAUAAAUGUAACUUUCUUUCUAGUUGAGUUUGGAGUUUUUUUAAUGUUAUUUUUUAAUCGGAAGAAAAAGAAAUGGAAAAAUUUGAUUUGCAUAAUUAGAUAAGAUUUUUCAAAAAUUACACAGGCAAUUGUAAAUUAAUUAUCAUCAAUUUUGAAAUAAAGAAGUUUAAUAUUGUCCAUAUUUUAAUGUAACAUUGAAUUAUAAAAAAUAAAAGAAAAAAAAAUUAAACAUAGAUAUUGU
Molecule: messenger RNA, 2147 nt
Organism: Clunio marinus
Lineage: Eukaryota; Metazoa; Arthropoda; Insecta; Diptera; Chironomidae
Source: the annotation of a GenBank genome assembly